Podarcis muralis (Common wall lizard) is the source of this 3771-nucleotide messenger RNA. It is a transcript of the gene ANP32B, whose product is annotated as acidic nuclear phosphoprotein 32 family member B. The record is from RefSeq and is a predicted model, not a curated record. Gene Ontology annotation, molecular function: histone binding. Lineage: Eukaryota; Metazoa; Chordata; Lepidosauria; Squamata; Lacertidae. Gene Ontology annotation, biological process: regulation of apoptotic process. Gene Ontology annotation, cellular component: nucleus.
GCGCGCCCCCUGGCGGCCAAGCCCGUCCGUUGAUUCUGCUCCGGCUCAGCCCAGCCCAGCUCAGGGCCCCGCCGCCAGUUUAACUGCAGUCGCGACGACGGCGCCCAGCGCUCCAAGCCUUGCCUGUUGUUGCUGCUGCCUACGACGACGACGACGACGACUCCUGCUCGGCCGCCGCUGCCCUUCGGCGAGUUAACUCGGAGCCCCGCGCCGAGGCCCGUCCCGCUCUCAUUUCCUCCCACUUACGACGCCGCCGCAGCCGCCGCCAUGGACAUGAAGAAGCGGAUCCACUUGGAGCUGCGGAACAGGACUCCGCCGGAUGUCCAAGAGCUUGUUCUUGACAACUGCAGAUCAAAUGAAGGCAAAAUUGAGGGGCUGUCAGGAGAGUUUAUCAACUUGGAGUUUCUUAGUUUAAUAAACGUUGGACUGACAUCUGUCUUGAAUCUCCCUAAACUCCCAAAGUUGAAAAAGCUUGAACUCAGUGACAACCGAAUUUCUGGAGGUCUUGAUGUAUUAGCAGAAAAACUUCCAAACCUCACACAUCUAAACCUCAGUGGAAACAAGCUGAAGGAUAUCAGUACCUUGGAGCCAUUGAAAAAAUUGGACUCUCUGAAGAGCCUUGAUCUGUUCAACUGCGAGGUGACAAACUUAAAUGACUACCGAGAGAGUGUCUUCAAGCUCCUUCCUCAGCUCACCUACCUGGAUGGAUAUGAUCAGGAAGAUAAAGAAGCCUCUGACUCAGAUUGUGAAGUAGAUGGCGUUGAUGAGGAAGACGAGGAAGGUGAAGAAGAAGGUGAGGAAGAAGAUGAAGAAGAGGAGGAAGAUGGUGAGGAGGAGGAGUUUGAUGAGGAAGAUGAGGAUGAAGAAGGAGAAGAAGGAGAAGACGAAGAAGACGAAAUCAGCGGAGAGGAGGAAGAGUUUGGACGUGAUGGGGAAGAGGAGGAGGAGGACGAGGAAGAAGAGGAGGAGGAAGAUGAAGAAGAAAGUGGGAAAGGUGAAAAGAGAAAAAGAGAAGCAGAUGACGAAGGGGAUGAAGAAGAUGACUAAGGCCUUCUGUGUCCCCAAAGGACUGUUCAGUAUUGCUUGGGCCACCCCUUGGAUGAUCUGUGACUUGAGGAGCACUUGAGGCACAUUGUAGUUGUCUAAACAAGCCCCCUCCCCCCUCGGGUGCAGCACUCAAAGAGCCAAAGAGUCGGCCUUUCCUGUGACAUUCCACAUACCCUGCAGCUGAUCUCCUCCAGGUGGUUACAGAUCUAGCCCUCUUGGGCUAGCACCUUCACUUAUCCCCUUGGGGUUCCCAGGCCUUCAUCUCCCACUGUUGCCAUAGCAAGAAGAACGAGUGUGAUGGGUCAGUCCUGGUUGUCAGGGGCUACACACUACCCACUGACUGUAGUCCCUUUUUUACUUUCUGUGCAAAAAGGCUUUGUAAAUAGAGUCCUAAUGUUUUGGGGACUGUUCUUCAUGCUUCGCUUUCCCUGCCUUCCUUUUCUUUUUCUAAGCUGUUGGAUAUUUUUUACAUUAGGAUGUUUUAUGCAACAACAGAAAAGUAUUUUUAAGAACUUGAAAUGAAAUAAACGUUAUUUGGUAAACUAAUCUUGCAAAGUUGUUAUGUUCAGACUUAAUCUGAAAUUCUGUGGCCUUCUCAUUUCUCUAAAACCACAUUAUGGGCAGGGUUGUGUAUACUCUGCAUUAAUUUUUUUAAAAAAAUUGUACCAGCAGAAGCUAGAUUCCUUGACCCAUGUCAAUUCCUUGGUUUACAUAAUUUAUUCUGCUUCUGCUAGUCAAGGAGAUGAACAAUGAAUUACGUGGGAUAUUGAAGCCAUAACCACUAGAAAUCUUCAGACCUUACAAGGAUUUUAGCCACAGAUUUAAAAACCUACCUUAUUGCCCAUUAAGGAUGGACUUUUUAAAAAUGAAAACUAAGAUUUUCAGGUUGCUGAUUUCCAUAGUCAAUACCAAAUUUUGUGAUUUUUUUGUGUGUGCUCGUAGUAAACUGUAGAAGACACCCAGUGCAGAAGACACCCUUUAUUCUUAAAUGCAGUGAUUGAAGUUGAUCUUUUACACCCACUUUGCAAAUAAUAUUGCCCUAAAUCCCUGAACCACAAUAAUACAUUUUGAAAAAAGAUAGGAUUGGUUCUUAUCUUGGUAUUUUUUGGCCACAAAGGGCCAUACCCAUGUGCAAAAUCUUUAAAAGAAGAUUCACAUAUGCUCAGAUUGUAAAGGAUAUACCAGCAAGCCACCCCAUCUUUUACUUCUUGGCAUGUUUUACAUGGACAAAAAAACGUGGUAUGGCCUGGCCACUCUUGCGUUACAAAAUAACGUGAUUUGUGUACAUGAUUAAUGAUGCAGUACUGUACACACUUACAUGGAAAUUAAUCCCAUUAAUCUCAGUGGGGCUUAUUUCUCUGUAUACACGCAUAUAGGGUUGCAGAAUAUGCAACAUGGAAAUGAGCUCUUACAGCUCAAUCCUAUACAUUUCUACGCAGAAGUUCCACUGAGUUCAGUGGGGCUUACUCUCAGGUAAGUAGGUAUAAAAUUACAACCUAGCCAUACAAAAUGCAUAUAAUGAAAGUGAACUUGACCUUUAAACAGACUAGGCUGAAAGCUGUUAAUUGGAGCUUUACUUCUCAUGUAGUGAGGCAUUCUAACAUGACCUUGCCUCCAAUUUCAGAUUGAAUUAAAUGCAGGAAAUGGCUGGGAUCCACCUGUAUUUCCCCCAGCCUCUCCAAAUGUGUCCCAGAGAGUUCCCCAACCCCCCACAGCAGGUUGGGGGGGGCUGCAAGAGUGUGAGGAGUAGAAAUCUUUGUUCUGUUUGUGCUCAGACACAAUUGGAUGUGGCUCUUUCACGUCAUUCUGUUCUGAAGUUAACAAUAUCAAAGAGUUGAAAGGGAUCCGGUGGCCAAGGGACAAAAAUAAAUCGGGAAAUACGUCUCUUUGGAACUAAUGUUCAUAUUGAUAUGCUGUUGGUAGUGAUAGAUACAGCAACAAUAAAUAAAGGAGUGAGACUCUUUUGCCCAGGAUAUGUAUAUGCUGAAAAUCAAAUUCCAAAUCAAAAGCUGCAUUCUGUAACCUGUAUAAACUAUGCAAAUGUAUGCAGUUUUGUGUAGACAUUUUUGGUUUUGCAAGUAACGGAGGGGGGAAAGGAGCUUUCUGUAGCGCACUGAAACUUCAGCUACUGACCAUGGGCAAUAUAUUAGCUACACUUCUGGUAGAUGAGAUUCUGUAGGCACUUGUAGUUUCAAAACAUAAUCUGUGGCCUAAUAGCCGGUCUCUUUUUGCUUUUAAUUGAAAGCUGAGGUUCUCAGGAAGCAGAAUUCUGUGCCCUGUGUCACAUUCUGUGCUCCUCUGGAAUUGUAGUAGAGACUCCUUGGUUAGUAUAUCACAGGAGCUAGUGAUAUACUAGAACACAUAUACAUGUUGGGUACCAGCCAAUUUAAGAAAAGAGGUGUUUGUGAACAGAAAAUUACUGCUCCAUUUUGAGUUUCUUUUUAAGUUAUGUGGCUAUCUUGGUUUGAUAGCUCCUGGGCUGUAUGUAUGUGUAGAAGAGAAAAACCUGAAACAAUGUGUUUUUUAAUUGGCUGUUUUGACAGGGUGGGAGGAGACUGAAACCAGCUUCCUUACUCUUCUUUCUCAAAGAGGUAUUUGAUGGGAUUCCAGCCCAAGUGGGUGGAAAACCUUCUAUGUAAAACUACUUGUGCAUAUGAUUCCCCAUCUUGCUGUGCCUAAAUGGACAGGCAGCUUGUCAUUUAAGAAUAAAGUGUGUGUUUCUCA